Messenger RNA from Dissoconium aciculare CBS 342.82, 626 nucleotides. RefSeq lists its product as uncharacterized. Bases 421 to 615 code for a protein of 64 amino acids. The record is from RefSeq and is a predicted model, not a curated record. The transcript has 2 exons. NCBI's taxonomy places the organism in Eukaryota, Fungi, Ascomycota, Dothideomycetes, Mycosphaerellales, Dissoconiaceae.
AUGAACUUCAACGCGCUAUACAAUAAAUUUCCAAGGCCAUUGCAUGUUCUGCGAGGAAUCGCUAUCUACAUCAGGGUGCUCUGGCAAGGUGCAAGAGUCAUAACCCCUUGCCAAACGGACUCUCGCGCGUAUUUGCCCAUGCUUCAAAUGUUCCUCGCCUUAUGAUUGCAUCUCCGACGUUGCGAAGUGCUUGGCUCCCCACUCGCCUCUUCAAUUCGGCGUUGAACUCCCCGAGCGAAGGCGAGAUUCCAUGUUUUUCCACCCUCUUGAAUGGUAACCACGUAGCCGCAAGCCCUCCUGUCAAGUUCUCGCUUUGUCGUGAUCUCGUACCGCCGUGUAUCGUCGGGCUUUCAUCGAAUUGACAGGAGCGGUCGCCGCCAAUCGCAUAUAACAGUCCAUGUCGACUUGUCAACGCGAAGGAUGUCUCCUGGUUGUAGCUGUUCGCCAAUCGUACUGCUCGUCGUCGCGCUGGCGUCUGCUUCAAGGGCGGCGCUCCACAAAAUCGUAAUCUUGCUGAUGCUUGCUUUGUGCCAUUUCGGUAUUGAAGCGAAGUCAAGAAGACAGUGCGGACAACAGCAGGCUACGCCGCAAUAUCCACAGUCGCCCAUCGGGUGAUCAUCUUGAUG